CCCCAGCCUCCCCUUCGCUGCAUUCACUCACACAGCAAACCACAGAGUGAUAGUUCCCUACAAUUUGUGCUGGAUUAUAUUCACUGAAGUUUUCAUCUCAAAAGUUGGUUAUUCAUGAUGACGCCCUCUUGAGGUCGGUGUGUUAGGUGAUGGUCCUGUUGGUGGUUUCCGCUGAGACUAGACAAUCGUAAGCAGUACUGUCAAGUCACAGAAAGAUGACAUCAACAUCCCCCUCCCACAGCGACAGCAGCAGCGGCUCGUCCAAACAUGGCAGCCAUCAGGACAGCUGGGAGAUCAUAGAGGGGCUGAAGGGUAACCCUGGCAACAUCCAGGAGCCAGAGAAACAGGAGGGCUUCCUGCUCAAGAGGAGGAAAUGGCCCAUGAAGGGAUGGCACAAGAGAUACUUCUUGCUGGAGAAAGGCAUUCUGAAGUACUCAAAAUGUAAAGCUGAUCUGAGGAAAGGCAAGCUGCAUGGCUGCAUUGAUGUGGGGCUGUCUGUCAUGUCAAUCAAAAAGAAAACCAAGGCCAUCGAUCUGGACGCCAACAACAACAUUUAUCACCGGCUCAAGUCACAGGAGUUGUUUGAUGAUUGGGUGUCGAAGCUACGACAUCACCGUGUCUUCCGUCAGAACGAGAUCACCAUGUACCCCCACGAGAGGCACCUGUUUCACCCCUCCUCACACCUCUCACCUAACCUCAACGACUCCAUGAGACGGCAGCACUCCAGUCUGGCUAAGCAGGCGUCAGUAGUCCAGCAGGCGAAGGUCAGUGCCUGGCUUCACUCCUCAGAAGACAUGGACAGGUGUUGCAGAGAUUUGGAGGACUGUGAGUCUUACCUGUUGGAACUCAACCUGCUGCUGAAGAGUAUGGAGGUUUUCCACCGCACUUCCUCUGCCCCCGCCAUCAGCCUCAUGGCCUCAACAUACGACAUUCCCAAGAAGGAGAAGAGGGGUCCCAGGAAGUGGCGUUCAAAAAAUUACACCAAAGAUGCCCCGGCCACGCUACAGGUUCCUGGCUGUGGCUCACCGCCUGCCUCUCCUCAUCUCCAUACCUCCCACCCAAACCUCUCUACUGCUGAAGCAGACACCUCCUUCCUGGAAACCCCAGACUCACCUACUGAUGCCAACCGCCUCCAGGAAGACUUCUGCAGGCUGGCGAACAACAUUCACUCCACUCUGCGGUCAGCCUAUAGUUCUCUAUCAGCAGAGAGAGACAGAGUGAGACAUGCUAUUGACCUGAAGGCCCCUCCUCCAGCGCAGGUCAURGGCCUCAAGACCGGCUAUGGCUCGGGUCUCCCAGAUGGAUCCCGCCAACUUGUCCACCAGGCGUCCAAUGAGUCCAUGUCGGAGUUCUUUGACGCUCAGGAGUACCAGCUGACCUCCAGCUCCUCUGAGAAUGAGGCUUCUGAUGAUGACUCGUAUAUCAGUGAUGUCAGCGACAGUGUUUCCAUGGACACCGGCUACAGCAACGAGGGAGGAAGUGAGAGACAUGACUCUGCAGGCUCAGGAGGAAGUGGUGUUCAGGUGGCCCGCAGGCGGACUACCCUCCCCUCCCCCCAACCCAGCAGCAGCAGUGUCAGUCUAUGGAACAUCCUCAAGAACAACAUAGGGAAGGACCUGUCCAAAGUAGCCAUGCCUGUUCAUCUCAACGAGCCUCUCAACACACUACAGAGGCUGUGUGAAGAGGUGGAGUACUCUGAGCUGCUGGAUACAGCGAACCACACACAGGACCCGUACCAGAGAAUGGUGUAUGUGGCAACAUUUGCAGUGUCUGCAUAUGCCUCCAGUUACUACCGGGCAGGAAGUAAACCCUUUAACCCCGUCCUGGGAGAGACCUACGAGUGUGACAGACCUGACAAGGGCUUCAGGUUCAUAGCAGAACAGGUGAGCCAUCACCCACCUGUGUCAGCGUGUCACUGUGACUCUCACAACUUCACUUUCUGGCAAGAUGUCCAGUGGAAGAAUAAGUUCUGGGGGAAAUCCAUGGAGAUUGUUCGCAUUGGAACCACUCAUGUGACCCUGCCAGGGUUUGGGGACCACUAUGAGUGGAACAAGGUAACGUCCUGCAUCCACAACAUCCUGAGUGGCCAGCGCUGGCUAGAACACUACGGAGAGAUGUCAAUCAAAAACACCAGCAGUGACGCCUGCCAGUGUACAGUGACCUUCGUCAAGGCGAAAUCGUGGAGCUCAACGGUCAACAAGAUAGAGGGAGUGGUCACAGACAGUGGGGGGCGUGUCAUCCACUCAUUCUUUGGCAAAUGGCAUGAAGGCGUGUACCAAGGAGACACGCCCUCUGCCAUCUGCAUCUGGAGAGCAAACCCCAUGCCYGUGGACCAGGACCAGUACUAUGGCUUUACUCAGUUUGGUGUGGAGCUGAAUGAGCUUGAUGCCGCCCUGAAGCCCCUCCUACCCCCCACAGACACACGCUUCCGUCUCGACCAGAGGUGUUUGGAAGAAGGGAACAUUGAGGGGGCUGAGGAGCAGAAACAGAGGAUAGAGCUGCUCCAGAGAGAAAGGAGAAAAGUCCUGGAGGAGAACAACAUGACGCACAAACCACUCUUCUUCAAGAAAUCAAAGGAUGACACGUGGCUGAGCUCUAAUACAUACUGGGAGCAGCGGAAGGACCCUGGGUUCGGCUGUAGAGAGGACUUCCCUGUGCUGUGGUGACCCUGUAAMCCCACAGGAGUACAGAUCUAGGGUCAGAUUAUCCUUGCCCACAACAGACACAGGAUUUUCCAAAACGGGGAUCUCCACCUCCACACCAAAAUCGSCGUCUAUCAAGCCGUCUGCAUCACCACACUUCUUUACAGCUGUGAAGCCUGGGUCACUUAGUCGCCACAACAAGCAGCUCAAGCGAUUCCACAGAAGAUGCCUGCAGCGCAUACUGGGACUCACCUGGUGCAACCGUGUCCUGUACAGAAAUACUUGUUAAGACCAACUGUACGAGAGUGGAGCCACAUUG
Molecule: messenger RNA, 2961 nt
Organism: Salvelinus sp. IW2-2015
Lineage: Eukaryota; Metazoa; Chordata; Actinopteri; Salmoniformes; Salmonidae
Source: RefSeq, a predicted model, not a curated record